UCCCCCAACUGUUUACUUCACCCAUCCAUAAAUUUGGAACUAUAUCAAUUUGGGUCAUAUUUUGAUUUUUAUUGUAAUUCUGGGCUGUUUUACUGGUUGAGUGUGACUUUGUAUCCCUGUGAUAACUUGUGUGCCGAGUGUGUGUUUACCUGACGCAGGCCGCGGCCUUGACGGUGCAGGCACUGAAGGACGGAACGUGUGUGUGUGUUUGUGUGCUACGUGCCGCUCCUCGCCUCCUCCUCGCUGCAGGACUAACCCGUGACUGCCACAAUGCCAGCUGUGCCAGCAGGAAACUACUAUCAGCAGGGGCAGGGGCCCAGCUGCUGGGACAGGGUCAAAUUGGGCUUCAUGAUGGGCUUCUCUGUGGGCAUGGCAACAGGGGCCCUCUUUGGGGGCUUCACUGCUCUGAGGUAUGGGCUGCGAGGGCGUGAGCUCAUGAAUAACGUGGGCAAGGUGAUGCUCCAGUCUGGCGGCACCUUUGGCACCUUUAUGUCCAUUGGCGCUGGCAUCCGGUGCUGAGGAUGCCUGCUGAAGUCUGCUCUAGAUAGAUACACAUUUUCCUCUCAUAUCUGUGGUGAUAUUGCUGUGCCACCAGAGCCUUGUGUUGGCCUCCAGGUGGCAGCUCAAACAGGAGUUAUAUAUGUAAAAUGUUUAUAUGCUGAAAAGAUAUUAGUUGUUAGGUGUUUUGUUCCUGCUAUUGUGAGUGCAGUGAAAGAAAGGUACUAGGUAUAAAAAAAAAAAUAGUUAUCUUUUUAUUUUAUUUAUUUAUUAUUUUUUUUCCUCCAAGUUUAAAGGUGUCAUUACUAUUAACAAACAUCAAUCUGCUAGGUGGUAACUCAUGAAUGUGCUUAUAUGAUUAAUUUUCAGCAUCCUUAUUGUUAUAUAUAUUUGUUUUCCUGGAAAUAGGAAACAUUAUUGUUAUUUAUUUUUUGUUAUUGUACAAUAUUUACCCAAAGUAUAAGUUACGUAAUGCAUGGGUGUAUGUACUGUGUCACACAUUUUCUUGGUCAAUCUGUUCCUUGUCCAGUUUUUUUCCAUGACACUCAGAGACUUACGUACGCACCUAGUUCCCUUUUCAUUUGCUGAACUAAUAAUGUAUCCGAUAUUCUACUAAUAAACCACAAUAGUGCCGGAUAAAAGAUAAAAUAAGUUUUAGACAUGACCACAAAAGCAUUCUUGACACCCAGAGAUUGUAACAUACCUCAAUUUUUUACUUUGCUAAAUCAAGUGCAUUUGUUUAACACUUAAUUGACCCAGAGAAUUACAUAAUAGAUGAAUAGAGUAUUUAGGCACUGGCCAAUAAUGGAGAUUCCAACACCCAGAUGCUGUCACAUACAUUUGUUCCUCCAAGUGGCAAAUUUUAGGUAGCACAUAACAAAGGGAAUUCCUGACACCAAGAGUAAGUGUAUCACAGAAGAGAGCAUAAGAAAAAUAAUCAAUUGGCGGGGUCUCCUCUAGGGCUAGUUCCAUAGUUUAAUACAAUGGGUUUGUAAGCCCCCAAACCAAACAAAAUACUGCAAUAAAAAUUCCUUGUAUAGUGUUUGGUGUUCAUGUAGAAGGUAAGAAUUUUGAGAACACAUGCAGGAAAUCUUUUUUAGUAUCUGGUGUCAAAGAGAAAACCUAACGGAGAGGCAUGGUAGCUGUGUGGGUAAGAGUCAAAUCUCAGAAGUGACAAGUCAGGAUGAAGUGAUUCAAACCUCACAACCCUGAAACAGCAACCCUAUUUGCACUUGGGCCAAAGCUGUCAAGAGAGAGAAGAGAAGGGAGAGAAAGAUGAUACACAGAAGAGUAGAUAACCUAACCAAUAUGGAGAGUAUAGUUGGUUUGGACUCUCACAAAGCCACGAGCUUGAGCAAGUGUACCAUGGCAUCACGGGCCAGAAUGGUGUGUGCAUGGUUACCCAUCUGUGACUGAAGAACCUUAUCACCUUAUCAGAUUUUUCUCACUAUCUGUUUGUCAUUGGAGAUGGAGAUAUUGAUGGAAAUGGUCAUUUUUUAAGGAGACCGUUUUAUUUGUUAGUAUGGGUAUUACCUCUUGAGAAAUACUUUACAUAAUUACUUUCUCUAUUCUUAUUUGGUACACUUAUGGAAAGUGUAUGAUACAAGAUGCUAACAUGAUAAUAGUACUACUUGAAAAUAUUGUCAGUAUUUAUUUACUAUAUGUAUAUUUAAAAGGGUAAAUGUUUUGCAGAAAAGGCAUUGUCUAAAAGAGUGGUUGAGUUGAUGUACUUCUUCAGUCUGAUAGUUCAUGCUCCAAGAAAUUAAACAAAACUUCUAUGGUUUGGCUUUAGUUCAACUUUGGAUGAUACUUUUCACUCAAUUUGUAAACCUAUUUAUCCUAAAAAUCCAAAAUUGACUGAAGCAAGAGUGUUAAUAAGCUGUAAAAAGUACUGUGGCAUUUUCAAGGUAAAAUGAAAGUGUAUAUAAUUA
Molecule: messenger RNA, 2429 nt
Organism: Eriocheir sinensis (Chinese mitten crab)
Lineage: Eukaryota; Metazoa; Arthropoda; Malacostraca; Decapoda; Varunidae
Product: reactive oxygen species modulator 1-like
Exons: 3
Coding region: 271-519 (82 amino acids)
Biological process (GO): protein import into mitochondrial matrix; protein insertion into mitochondrial inner membrane
Cellular component (GO): TIM23 mitochondrial import inner membrane translocase complex
Source: RefSeq, a predicted model, not a curated record